Messenger RNA from Staurois parvus, 1818 nucleotides. The record is from the annotation of a GenBank genome assembly. NCBI's taxonomy places the organism in Eukaryota, Metazoa, Chordata, Amphibia, Anura, Ranidae.
AUGUCUCGGUUCGGGCGGGGAGGGAGAGCUCCGGAUCCCCGGGCUGGGUUCCGGGACCAGAAGGAGAAGGAGCCGCCGGUUCCCCAGGGAUUGAUCAAUGCGGCCCGGAAGAGCGGACAGCUGAACCUUUCCGGGAGAGGCCUGAGCGAGGUGCCGUCGAGCGUCUGGCGGAUAAAUGUGGACACCCCGGAGGAGGCGCACACCAACGUGCAGUUCGGUGGGACGGACCGAUGGUGGGAACAGACCGACCUGACCAAGCUGAUCCUGGCCUCCAACAAACUGCAGUCCCUGUCGGAGGAGCUCCGCCUGCUGCCGGCUCUGGUGGUGUUGGAUGUUCAUGACAAUCUGCUGCCGGAACUUCCCAGAGAGAUCGGGGAGCUGGUGAAUCUUCAAAGGCUGAAUAUAAGUCACAAUAAGUUGAAGAGUCUUCCAGAAGAGCUGGCCCAGCUACAGAACCUCAAGAGUCUUCUUCUUCAUCACAACCAGUUAGAGGAGGUCCCUAACUCCAUGGGUCAGCUGACCGCUCUGGAGGAAUUGGACUUCUCCAAUAACAGUCUGAGGAGCCUUUCGAGCUGUCUUGGGGCCCUCACCUACCUCACCCGGCUGAACUUAUCCAACAACAAGCUGAAGGUCCUUCCUCCGGAGAUCAGCCACAUGAAGAGGUCUCGUCAGCUGGACUGCACCUCCAACCUGCUGGAAGACAUCCCUCCUUCCCUGGCCGGUAUGGACUGUCUGGAGCAGCUGUAUCUGAGGCAGAACAAACUGACCUUCCUGCCAGAGCUGCCCGACUGCAAGCUGCUCAAGGAGCUGCAUGUUGGGAACAACCAGAUAAGUACAGUGGGCCCCCAGCACCUGACACACCUCACUUCCCUCUGUAUUCUCGAGCUGCGGGAUAACAAGCUGAAGAGCCUACCAGAUGAGAUAAUCCUGCUGAAGGGACUGGAGAGGCUGGAUCUCAGCAAUAAUGACCUUGGCAGUUUGCCCGGUGCCCUGGGAAAUCUUCCGAAUUUGAAAUCCUUACAGCUGGAGGGUAAUCCACUGAGGGGGAUUCGUAGGGACAUACUGAGUAAAGGCACUCAGGAACUACUGAAGUAUUUAAGAGACAGAAUACAAGUUUCAGCGUUAAAGAGUGAAGAAAAUACAAGUCCUGUGGUCACGGCUAUGACACUUCCAAGUGACUCUGUGGUUAAUACACAUGCGAUUACUACACUGAAGACUUUAGAAUAUAGCGACAAGCAGGCUGCUGCCAUUCCAGAUGCAGUUUUCGAUGCUGUCGGCUCCUGUCUUGUCACCACAGUAAAUUUCAUCAAAAAUCAACUGACUGAGGUGCCCCCAAGGAUUGUAGAAUUGAAAGAAUCUGUGUGUGACGUCAACCUGGGUUUCAAUAAAAUCCCAGCAAUCACCUUGAAUUUGUGCAUGUUACUGAGAUUAACACAUCUGGAUAUGAGGAAUAACUUUCUGUCAUCACUCCCUGAUGAGCUGGAAGCUCUGACCCACCUGCAAUCCAUCAUCCUUUCUUUUAACAGGUUUAAAACUUUCCCCGAGGUUCUGUACCGGAUCCCUACUAUGGAUACGAUUCUCAUUAGCAGCAAUCAGAUUGGAUGCAUAGAUCCUUUGCAGCUGAUUAAACUGACAAAGCUGUCCACCCUGGACCUCCAGAAUAACGACCUCCUGCAGAUCCCGCCAGCCCUGGGGAACUGUGAGAGCAUAAGAGCUCUCCAUCUGGAAGGAAACCCCUUCAGGAACCCACGGGCUGCCAUUUUGGCCAAGGGGACUACAGCUGUUUUGGAGUAUCUCCGGAGCCGUAUUACCACCUGA